Messenger RNA from Rangifer tarandus platyrhynchus (Svalbard reindeer), 849 nucleotides. The record is from the annotation of a GenBank genome assembly. NCBI's taxonomy places the organism in Eukaryota, Metazoa, Chordata, Mammalia, Artiodactyla, Cervidae.
AUGCCUCCGUCUGGUUCAGUGAACACCCCCGCCCCUCCCGCUGGGAAGCGGACCCAGCACUGCUCCCGCGGCGCACAGCCAGGGGAGAGGCAGUCCCCCGAGGCGCUGACCUGUCAGGAGCAGAGUGGAAGCCGGAAGGGGCGCAGCUCUGCAGCGAGGGCUUCCUGGAGGAGGGUGGUGGUGGGGCCCCCAGCCUGUGCACACGCGCGUGGCCACAGUCCUUGUGUUUCUGAGGAGGACAUGCGGGCUGCGCUGCAGGGGGGCGGUGGCGGUCAGUGGGGCCCUCGGGGCCGCAGGGGCCGGCCGGCUGUGACGUCCCAGAAGGGAGAGGCCGGGGGCCAGGAGGCGCCGAGAAAGUGCCAGGCGUGUGGCUUUGGAGGUUCCCUGCACAGGAGGGGCUGCCUCCUGGAUGCUGGGCCCCUGGGCUGGGCUUGGGAAGCGAACAGCUCAGGGCCCACCGUUUCAGGCUCACGUCUGGUCUCCCCGCUGCUCAUGUGGAAGCCCUACGAGGCUCCGGGCUGCGCCGACUGGCCCCUCACCUCUGUCUGUCGGCAGAUGCUGCCCAUCCUGUCUCCAGUGGAGCCUGGAGUCCGGCCCUACCAGGCAUCCAUGUGGCCCCUCUGGUCUCUCGUCACUGACAUCAUCACCUCGGUGCUCAGAGCCUGCCCUCACCUGCACCACCCCGCCUCCCCGUCCACCUGUCACCUCCAUGGCGCUCGCCGGCCCAGACGCGGUAACGUGACUGUGAUGUUCAAGUACAGCCCCACCACCGUCACCUCUCAGCCGCUGGGGGAACCGGCCUCCUCCGCGGUCCAGGAGAGGCUGGAGGGGACGGGCCAGAAGCCCUAA